Messenger RNA from Pogona vitticeps (central bearded dragon), 931 nucleotides. RefSeq names its product retinol binding protein 7 (gene RBP7). NCBI's taxonomy places the organism in Eukaryota, Metazoa, Chordata, Lepidosauria, Squamata, Agamidae. The record is from RefSeq and is a predicted model, not a curated record. Gene Ontology annotation, molecular function: lipid binding.
GCUGUGACUCAACGGGACAGUCACUUUAGUGCUACAAAAAACGGAGGAUUUCAGCCCACGUGAACUUUCUCCUCCCCAGCCCCAGCUGCUGAUGUUUCUGGAUCCUGCCCAAUCCGGCCCCUCCGGCUAGAUUGGGUCCUGACUCCCACUCUCUUCAGGUGUCCCUCCACCCACUCCCUCUUUCCCCGACAUAUAAGGAGAAGUCUUAGGGAAGAAGUUUCAAAACUUUUGCAUUUUCCUCCUUCCUUUUGGACAAUUCAGAGACUGGAUUCUCAGCCAUGCCUGUGGACUUUAAUGGCACCUGGAACCUCGUGAGAAGUGAGAACUUUGAAGGAUAUAUGCUGGCUUUAGGUAUUGACUUCGCGACUCGCAAGAUAGCGAAAAUGCUGAAGCCCCAGAAGGUCAUCAAACAGGAGGGGGACUCGUUUACGAUCAGCACGACGAGCACGUUCCGAAAUUAUUUUGUCCAGUUCAAAAUCGGGGAGGAAUUUGAAGAAGACAACAAGGGCUUGGACAACAGAAAAUGCAAGAGUGUGGUCACCUGGGACAAUGAGAAGCUUGUUUGCGUCCAGACGGGAGAGAAGAAGAACAGAGGCUGGACACACUGGGUAGAAGGGGACGAACUUUACCUGGAACUCCGUUGUGAAGGUGAAGUCAGCACACAAGUUUUCAAGAGGGCGUGAAGCAAAACCUUUGACACAACUCUAGGAAACAUCACACGGGGUGCUUUGUAGAGGGGAGGCUUUCCCAUAAUGAAAUUCUCUUAACCUGAAGUCCACACAGUUGACUGAAAUGGCAGCUUCCAAGGUCAAACCCUUCCCUAUGUCCUAUUAUCUUAAUAAAAGCAUUCCUAUGGAUAUCUGGAAUGGAAGAGUGACAGCUACCGGCACUUAAUGUAUAGUCUAAUUAAAGAUCCUGAUUGGCAACCGAA